AUGUUAACCUGCAAACGCCCUGUAGUCUUCGUUGGAUACUGGCCUGCUCAAGAUAGUAUCAUUGUGGCACACGAAGGAACAAACCCUUUUCAAUUUCUCUCUCUCCUCGUGGACGCGGAAUUCUCACAUGAACCCCUUGACCCCACUCUAUUUCCUGACGUUCCAUCCAGCGUUCUCGUCCAUGCAGGUUUUGGUAACGCACAUAAAGCAACCGCAAUUUCUAUCCUAGCAGAAGUCAAAAGGCUUAUAGCACAAACAUCUUCAAAGAAUGUCGUAACUAUUGGACACUCGCUCGGGGGAGCGUUGGCCGAACUCGACGCGUUAUUUUUAACGCUGAAUCUACCAUCCACAAUCAAAGUCAAAGGCGUUACGUACGGAACCCCGCGCGUUGGCAAUGCCCCUUUUGCGCAGCUUUUAGAUUUCAAGGUCGAUCUCUAUCCAAUCCCCAUCGUACCACCUCCAUUCCUAAAUUAUCAUCACCCGAGUGGCGAAAUUCACAUUGACGCACACAAUAAUGCUGUCUCUUGCCCAGGCGCCGAUAAUACCGCUGACUCUGAAUGCUCAAAUCAGGUGGUGAGAAAUGUCGCACAGGGAAAUAUACUCGAUCAUCUUGGGCCAUACGCUGGGAUAUAUGUUGGAAUUCAAUCCUGCAUCCUUUAG
Laccaria bicolor S238N-H82 is the source of this 660-nucleotide messenger RNA. RefSeq lists its product as uncharacterized. Lineage: Eukaryota; Fungi; Basidiomycota; Agaricomycetes; Agaricales; Hydnangiaceae. The coding region runs from base 1 to 660 and encodes 219 amino acids. Gene Ontology annotation, biological process: lipid metabolic process. The record is from RefSeq and is a predicted model, not a curated record. The transcript is spliced from 6 exons.